Messenger RNA from Nomia melanderi (Alkali bee), 1529 nucleotides. RefSeq names its product chymotrypsin-2-like. Gene Ontology annotation, biological process: proteolysis. Gene Ontology annotation, molecular function: serine-type endopeptidase activity. The record is from RefSeq and is a predicted model, not a curated record. Lineage: Eukaryota; Metazoa; Arthropoda; Insecta; Hymenoptera; Halictidae.
GUGCGGAGUGAAUUUAGUUUCAACGGAAGUAGUGUCAAUAAUUUGUAGUGACAACAUUUUAACAGGAUGGUGUCGCUAAUUGCCCUCGUACUUCCAGCGAUUAUCGCUGUAGCUAAUUGUGAACUUGAUCCAAGGAUUGUAAAUGGCAAAACUGCAUAUUCAGGCCAAUUUCCUUAUCAAGUUUCUCUUCAAACACGAUCCACGUCAUUUCAUUUCUGUGGUGGAUCGAUUCUGAACGCAGACUACGUUCUUACAGCUGCCCACUGUGUAGAAAGUAAGAAAGUCUCAGAAAUCAAAGUUGUUGCUGGCACGACCAAUUUAGACAAACCGUAUUUAACACGCAAUGCCUCGUCGAUUUACUAUCACGCCAAGUAUAACAGUUCGGACUCGUGGAUAAACGAUAUCGCUUUGAUCAAGGUAAAACCUGCUUUCGUGAAGAGCUCUUUGGUAUCCUGGGUCCCCAUGCCAACCUACAGUGAUAAGGUUAAAGAAGACGACAAAGCUGUAGUCUCCGGAUUUGGCAGGCUCGCGUACAACGGCGACAGGACAAAGAUUCUGCACUGGGCCAACAUUACAAUUGCCAGUCAGACUUAUUGCAAAAACGUGUGGUCAAAGAAAAUUUAUAACGCACAACUGUGUGCAUAUGAUCCAAACGAAGUUAGAGGACACUGCAAGGGAGAUUCUGGUGGUCCUUUGACAGUGAACGGAAAACUAGCUGGAAUCGUGUCCUGGUCGAAGAACUGUGCCGACAGAGUAUAUCCUUCCGUGUACACUCGCGUCAGCAUGUACCUUGCUUGGAUAAAAACACACGCCGUGUAAAAUAUGUAAGAAACUGUAAAAAUAAUUACACAAUAGAACCUUGAUUAUUCUCUUUAAUUAUAUAGCCAACACUAUAAAUAAACGAUGAUCCAAGAAGAAAUUUUUUAAAGCAUGCUUACAAAAUUCGAUCGAAAUUAUUGAGUUUUUACCAAAAAUCAAGAUUCUGAACGAUCUAGAUCGCAAUAGACAGUGAUUCAAUUAAUCGGGAUUAUACUGUAUGCUUGCAUCUUUGUUUGAAACUGACGGAUACAAGAAAUUCAACUAAUUUCAACGUCAUUUUUAAAAACAGAACUUUACCUUUACUGAUAGUUUGUAAAAGAUUCGAAAAACAAUCCGGCGCACGCAGUAGAAGCGAAAGAAAUUUUUGCAAAACGACGAAUAACUUUAUUUUGUGUUUGUUUCAAUUUUAGCUAUAAAAGGAUACUCCGUGCAGUUGAAUUUGCGGGAAAAUUGAACUAGUCGAUUGCGUCUCGAUCAAAAAACGAAAUACCGGCUUGCGCAAAGCCCCGAAGCAGGUCCAUCAAAUUGUUGAACCGAAAAAUUCUGCGAAAUAGCUUCUAGGAAUAACGGUGUGUGCUUGUUCGGUCGAAAGAUUAAUAAAAGCGCAUGUUCCAGAGAAAGAAAAGAAGUUUUGAUCCGAAUAAAACCUUCGGCUAGCUACAAUACAAUAUUUCAAUAGGAAUUGGGUUGAAAUAUUCAUAAACGAUUUG